This is a messenger RNA of Pyricularia oryzae 70-15, 4516 nucleotides long. RefSeq lists its product as uncharacterized. The record is from RefSeq and is a predicted model, not a curated record. Gene Ontology annotation, biological process: endoplasmic reticulum unfolded protein response. NCBI's taxonomy places the organism in Eukaryota, Fungi, Ascomycota, Sordariomycetes, Magnaporthales, Pyriculariaceae. The transcript is spliced from 2 exons. Bases 415 to 2436 code for a protein of 673 amino acids.
AAGUCAAACCAUGCAAGAAACGGUUCAAUCUGUACCUUCAACGGCUAAAAAUAAUCAAUCCAAGCCACAUCGACCUUUUUUCUUCUUCGUUAUUCUCUUCAUCGCAGUCUGUGUUUGUUUUUGUCUACCGUAACUCUAUUGAUACCUCUUCUCGUCUAUCUCUUUCCAGUCCUUUCAUCUUGCCUGCAAUUCUGGACUGGACUACCACACGUUGCUACCGCAUAAAUCGACGUCAUCCGCUGCCUGGUUCUCUCAUAUGGUCACCAAUCCCUCCGACCUUUCUUGGUCCCAUAUUGUCCACCAAAGCUGACCGACCCUGGUCAACGCCGCCAUCCCGUGAAUUCACAGUUUGACUGUAUCGACACCGGGUCUUUUGGGCUGCACCCACCGGCGCGUGUGCGCCUUCCAAUAAUCAUGGCCAACAAUUCAGAUGCCACCACCGUGACCCUCGACAUCGUUUCGCCGUCCGUCGGUGUGCCCGCCCCGCUCACAUUUCCGGACCUACCGGCGCACACAACCAUUGCCCAGUUACAGGACAAGAUUCGCAUGAACUUAACACUGCCGAACCGCAAUGCUGUUGCGAUGAGGUUGAUCUAUCACGGGCGUAUGCUGGCGCAGCCCGAUAUGAAGUUGUCAGAUGCUUUCGGAGCAGAUGCUUUUCACACUGAUAACCGCCGCGUUCUACACGUCGUCCUGAUGGUUCCUGCAGGAACGGAGCCGUCACCGUCGACAACAUCUCCAACUCAACCUAUGGCCACCACCACCCGCGAUAUUAUUGCACAGAACCAGCGAGAGCGAGCAGCCCGGAAUAGCCUCGGUAUACAGGAUCAGCACCCUCAGCUACCCACGAUCUCGCAACCAGCAGAACCACCAUCUAUGACGAGUACGGGUAGCGCCGCACGGUAUACAACAUCAAGCUUUGGCAGUAUCCCUUUCCCAACUGGGCAAGCAUCUGGCAGCUCCAGUGAUACGUUGUGGAGUGAGACUGCGCAAAGCAUGGCAGAGAACCGAGCCAGGGAACAAGCAACUAGGUUCCUAGAACAACUGCAGGCAACCCGCGCCCGGCAGGAACGGAUCAAUCAGCUUAGCUCACAACUCCAUGGCAACGCCGAACAGGUGCACGCAGCCCGAAUGAACAUUCAGCUCAGCUCGCAAAACCCGGCGGCUCCGAUCCCCCACAAUCAAUUGUCACAGCAAACCUCCAGCCAGCAGAAUGGCGCUGUUCAGGCAUCUGCACCUGAAGUGUAUAUCUUGAACUCUCCGGAAGGUCCAUAUGCCGUCCUUCUCAACAACGGUGGCGUUUAUACCUCGUUACCAGUUGGGCAGCCUGCGAGUCUUAGCACAGGGACGAACUCGGCUGAAACGCCGACAGAAUCCCUUUCAAAUCUGGUCACGGCCCACUUCCCGGUCGGUGGUGUCCAACCUGCCAGCAGUCAGCCAUUCGCCACGAACGACUUUGGAGCAACAGAAGACACUGACUUUUUGGAGCGGUGGCGGCAAGAUGGUCAACGACGGCAAUUUGAGCUUAGGCAAAGAUAUGUACAGCUCAGGCAGCAGCAUGAGCGAGUUCAAGAGCAACUUGCCUUGCGGCGCAUGCAGGAUGCUCGUCGAGUAAUUCCAUGGGCACGCCAUCCCGACCCCCAAGGAGCAGCGGCUAUUUUCCAGGCCAUAUGGCCCCAUCUGUGGUUGGUGAUACGUCUAGUGCUGCUUAUGUUAUGGUUUACAAGCGGUUUGGGUUGGUCAUGGACGCGCUGGUGUGGUGUCGUCGCGGUUCUUUUAGCUAUCAUCGUCAUAAACUCUGGCUUGCUCAACGGUCGGCUAGAGAAUGCAUGGCAGCCAGUUCGGCAGCAUUUGGAACGCCUCCUCCCAUUAGCUGACCAUGCCCAGGCAAAUGCGGCAGGAGGUGCGGUCCCACCAGCUGCAGCGCCCGGUGGUGCAAAUAACCGCCAAGGGCAGGUGCCUCCUGCUGCGGAUCGUCAGAACGCACGAGCUGCGCCGGAUCCCCGCGAGGCUGCUGAGAGAAUGGUGGCCGCUCGAAGGGAGGCGAACGCCAACUGGCUGCUCGAUCAGGUUCGGCGUGUGGAGCGGGCUGGUCUUCUCUUUCUUGCCAGUAUCGCCCCUGGUGUUGCUGAGCGCCAUAUUGCGCAUAUUGAAGCGGAGGCCAGGGCUGAACGUCAAAGGCGGGAAGCUGCUGAGGCAGAGGCCGCCGCCGCCGCUGCUGCUGCUGCUGCUACUGCUACUAGUGAUGCCGCUGAAGCGGAAAACGUAAGCAGUACAGAAGGGGAAGAUCAAGUGUCGGAUAAGCCCCUAGCACCCACACAUGGGAUAUCUACUACAGCUGCUGGAGACGAAGCUGAAGAGCAGGGUGCAAGGCAGGAAAUACCCAACAACGACAUUCAAGGCGAAGUCGCUGCACAACAGACGCAAUGCGCUUAGCUCACGCAUCAAACUAUGCCUGCGAUUCCGCAUGCAGGGUUGAUUUUCCAUCAGGUGGAGGCGUGGUCGGAUUAUACUACUGAGUAUCAACAUCUUGUGUACAGCGGACGUCCGGUUUUGGCCGGUGUUACCUUGGAGGGAAGCAUAGCUACUGGUGAGGGUUUCGGUACCAGAUACUCAUCUGCUGCCCAUAAUGGAGGUGGUGCAACCAGGACAAAAUGUCCCGCGCCUAGACGGUUCCAACCGUAUACGAGAUCACAUGUAGAAUCCACACCCAACUUGCCUCGCCGUGAUAGUGAUAUCAACAGAUCGACGAAGGGUUUCCUUUGUCGCGAUCCAGACAGCCAACGGAGACUUGACGAGAGGUCGACAACUAAGUGCAACAGCUUGUGGGAUGACGGGUCGAAAGAUUCAGGGUCGGAAAAGAGACGAAAUGUGCAAAAGGUAAAGCAAUCUUUGACAAGGAGAACAAAUGGAACUAUGCCUGAAAUGCAUGUUGGCACUGUUCACAACAUCAGCGAGGCCACAUGGAUGUUGGGUGCUGGUUGUCAGUACUCUCGUGGCGUGACCAGCAGUCCAGAGUCUGACACGCAAGAGCUAGCUGGUCCUGUGGGACAAGUUUCAGCAAUCCUCGAUAACAUUCAGCAGUGGUCAGCACCCAUCAACAUGGGAUACCGACCUGCUGGUGUUUCGACAGUCAUGGGCUCCUCUGCCGUGGAGUCCUCAGACUCGCAGGAUUCAAUCACGACUCUAGAGGCGGUUAAUCAUCCGGUCAGACCUCCCUUGGCAGGAGACUUAAAUGGCUCUACGGCUGGCCCUUCAGACACUGGGCCACCAGUUGAACUGACUGAAGCCUUGGAAAACGAUGGCAUUGAGACUGACUUGAUCUUUUCCGAUUGGUUGAACUAUCCAGAGAGCGAAGCGGACGGCAGCUAGGACUAUGGAGGCGGGCCAGUUGAGAAGAGGCUUUCGAAGCAUAUAUGUGUGCUCAGCAUUGGUUUCGUAUAGCGUCAGUGUCUUUCUUGUUAGAAACCACCAUAUUUCUUUUCGGCAGUUUACUGCCUUGAGCAUAUGAGCGAGCUAUCAGUGAAGCAAUUGCAAUAUUUGUCACAAAAACGAGUUCCUACAGGGGCGUCUAGAUUGGUUUCGUCAUAGCUACGUCUGCCUUUUAGUCAACCGGCAAAAGAGCCAAACCUUGGUCGUCAACCGAUGAUGGCGCCGCUUCCAGCUAAUCUUUUGAGGACGGACGCCCAAGCAUAGUAAGCAAUUACCGAGGGAUCGAGUGGACCUAAGAGACUGAAAACCUGAAAAAAAAACACAUGACUAUCAACUGGCCAAGCCCCAAGGAAGCACUAAUUGAUGACGUUCGGACCUUGCUGCUACGAAAAAGCCAUCUUCCUGCCGGACAUGUAGACAUCUGGGAAUGCCUGGGGAAUGCGAGAUAAUAGGCCAUUGGCGCAAGCUUAUGGGAGCAAAAGACAGUGCAAGGCAGUCACAGAAAAGCGCGUAUCACAUCACUCCAUACGGUGUCGAAAGAACAUGAAGGAUCGGCCCCCAAGAUAUGGUGAGCCGGUCAGCCAUGAGGAAAAAUUCUAUUGCCUGCAAAAGAGAGCAGCAGUUAUUUACAACGCGGGGGGAAACCCGCUAGGUCCAUGAUGAAGGGGAAAAUAGAUGACGUGAUAUUACCUGUGGAGGAACAAGGGGCUUUCUGGCUUGGGGCAUCGGGGAAAAGGGUUUCCAAGAUGGACACACAAGGAAAGGUCUGGUCCUAGUUCUAACCCCCAGCAAGACAAGCAAAACGCCCUGUCACACUUCGAUCGCUAGCUGUGAGAUUUUUUGGGUGUGGCAACGGAUGGUGAUGAUGGUUCUAGAGUAGAUAAGCAACGGUCCGUGGGCUCAGCUAUAAGGCUGGAAAAAGGGGGUUGUAAUGUGAUGGUUGGUAGACAGCGGAAGUCUAGACCGUGCCCCCGAUAUGACGCCUACAAAAGAAGAAAGCGAGAAAUAUGACAAAACAUGUCGUUUUGCGACAGAUGUUCCCCGUGAAUAUUGAUUGCGUCGCAGGUUUAGGAAAACCCACACU